AUGGCAGCCUUUGUGGCCACCGGGUCCCUUCUGAUAGACCAUGACCCUGGCACAGUUCGACUAACAUACCACAUCACAUUUCAGGAAGGUCGCUUUGCCUUGAUCCACAUUCCUCUCGAGUAUUAUCCCUUCUUCCUACAGCCGAUCCAGCGACUUCUCUUCGGCGAAGACCACGAUGAGGAUGCCUUCAAGAUUCCUUGGCCAUAUCGACAUAAUUUCCUAAACGUCUCCAUUACUCCUAUCGAAUGCUCCAUCGUUUGCUCUAGAGAUCUAGCAACAAGGUUUUUCCGACCACUGGUUGAACGCUUCGCCGAUCUCCUUGGAGGUGGUGAUCAGAGCGAUCAUGUCCAGAUCUCCCCGGAAGAUUUUGCAGUUAUCCAGGUAGAUGGUCAGGGCCUAGAUGCUGGACAAAGAGUCCUGGAAUUAACGUCCCCUCUGGCAUUGGCUGGGAUCUCCAUCUUCUUCCAAACUACUUACUUCUCCGACUACAUUCUUGUCCCUCACAAAAGCAUCCACACCGUCAUACAAACCCUUGAACAGAGAGGCUUCACAUUCUCACCUUCUGCAGCUGCAUAUGUCUCCCAUUUGUCGCCUUCAUCGCCCAUCACGCCUCGACACAGUCAUCACUCUUCCACAGGCAACCCGUUCGAUUUUCCUGGCAGCUCAAGCGCACCAAGUACUCCUCCGGCAUCGAACAUCGAUGAGUUGCGAAAGCAGACCUUCUCUAAGCUGAAACGUGCCGGUAUAGUGCCUGACGUUGACAGGAGCAUCCGUCUCCUCUCCUGUGCUGCGCGCAAGGAAACGAACAAGGUUCUUAUUGCUCAGCUCCGUGAUGACCUGCUCCAAGUCCUUCUUGCAACCUGUCCCGGAACGAAUACUCAUCAUAAAAAUGACAAUCAAGCCCCCAAAUUUUCAACACGCUUCCUUUCGCUCACCUUGACGUCCGAGGAACCAAUCUCACUUCUUCUGGAAUCAUCACUCCUGUCCAACCCAAACCUAGCACUUGCAUCAACCCUUCUUUUCUCACGAUCAUCAACCUCAUACAGGUCGGAUGAUGAAGGAAGUCCAGGAGCAGGAAAAAACGUCCUCAUUCCUAUCACUCUUGACCUGCGCGAUCUCCCUCUGGAGGCAACAGGCAUCAUAUGUGGUGUUGCUGGUUGUUUAGCUCAAGUCACCACCCAUAGCGACCAUUAUAAGGAUGGCCGGAUUCGCAUAGACGACGACGGGAAGAAUCUCAGCCCAAAAACUGUUAACACUGAAUCCUUCAUGAAACAAAUCGAAGUAAGACCAGGUUCUGCUGGUGAGGCCGAAGCACAAGACAAUGCGGUUGAAAUAUCCUUUCUUUCGACAGCACGAGCCGGGACAGUGAUUGUUCGAGAAAGAGAAUUGGAACGGGCGAUCCGAGCUCUGGAGUUUGGUGCCGAGAUGGUCAGCCCUCCUAGAGUGGGAAACACAGAGAUUUGA
This is a messenger RNA of Endocarpon pusillum Z07020, 1464 nucleotides long. RefSeq lists its product as uncharacterized. Gene Ontology annotation, cellular component: cytosol. The transcript is spliced from 2 exons. Bases 1 to 1464 code for a protein of 487 amino acids. NCBI's taxonomy places the organism in Eukaryota, Fungi, Ascomycota, Eurotiomycetes, Verrucariales, Verrucariaceae. Gene Ontology annotation, biological process: cellular response to L-arginine; regulation of intracellular signal transduction. The record is from RefSeq and is a predicted model, not a curated record.